CCCGCCGCCAUUAGCGGGACAGCGAGCGCGCGGGGGACUACAGCUCCCGGCAGCCCUCGCGGCCCGGCACUUCCCGCGGAGCUAAGAUGGCGGCCGCCGCGGAGCGUGUAGCUGGAGGGGCGCCGGCGGGCUACACAGCGCUGGCGGUGAAGUUCGGGCCGCGGCAGCGCUCGCCCCACUGCCUCUUGGUGAAGGAGCAUCGGGUGCGGGAAGGGCCCGGCGCCGCGCACCCGCCCCGCCGCACCCUCUUCGUGCUCAACGUCCCCCCGUACUGCAGCCGGGAAUCUCUGUCUAGGCUGUUCUUUAGUUGCGGGCCUGUUCAGUCUGUGGACAUCUAUGAUAAGCCAGAAAUAGGAGAGAAAACAGAAACACUGAAGUCCAAAUUCUUCAACCUCAAAGCCACAAAGGGUUUCCGAGUAGCAUAUGUGGUGUUCAGGAGCCCAGCUGGUGUCCAGGCAGCCAAAGCCCUGUCGCAGGGAGGUCCCUUGCUGAUAUCAACAGAGAGUCAUCCUGUGAAAACUGGCAUUAGCAAGUGGAUCGCCAGCUACGCGGCUUCGGUGGUGGAUCGUGAGGAACUGAAGGCUGAGGUGGAUGCCUUCAUGCAAGACUACGACAAACAGAUAGCAGAGGAAGAAGCCAAAGCAGCAGAGGAGGAGGGCAUUCCGGAUGAGGAGGGCUGGGUAAAGGUAACGCGGAAGGGCCGGAAGCCUGGCCUGCCCCGGACAGAGGCUGCCAACCUGCGUGUGCUGGAGAGGGAGAGGCGGAAAAGGGCCCGCAAAGAGCUGCUCAACUUCUAUGCCUGGCAGCAUCGUGAGACCAAGAGAGAGCACAUUGCCCAGCUGAGGAAGAAGUUCGAGGAGGACAAGCAGAGAAUCGCGCUGAUGCGAGCCCAGCGCAAGUUUCGGCCAUACUAAGCCGUGCCGGACCGUUUCCUCAGCUGCCUGGGCUGGAGAGGGAGGGACAGGCAUGUACAGACCCCAUGCACCAAAGGGUUUCAAGGAACUGAGGCAGUUUCAGGUUGUCCCAGCCCUUGGAUCUGAGGUGGGAGAGCCCAGCAUCCACAGCUGAGGAGGAGCUGGCUUCACCUACACUGGUAUCUCCUGUUCUCCUGGCCGUGCCUGCACUGCCGUUGUCCAGCCCUGAGGCAUCACUUCCAGAAUGCACAGGCCAGAGGGGGCUGAAACUGUAUUUUCCUGCCACCCAAGACCCUCCUAAACCUUGGUGAGAGCCAGGAUUUAUGCAGCACAGCCUCUGCAGGGACAGGAAAUGACUGAAAAACUGUAAAUAAACUGCUACUAUGAUCCUAAAACACA
Molecule: messenger RNA, 1313 nt
Organism: Dromaius novaehollandiae (emu)
Lineage: Eukaryota; Metazoa; Chordata; Aves; Casuariiformes; Dromaiidae
Gene: RRP7A
Product: ribosomal RNA processing 7 homolog A
Exons: 7
Coding region: 87-914 (275 amino acids)
Biological process (GO): ribosomal small subunit assembly; rRNA processing
Cellular component (GO): CURI complex; UTP-C complex
Molecular function (GO): RNA binding
Source: RefSeq, a predicted model, not a curated record